Aspergillus ochraceoroseus IBT 24754 is the source of this 1335-nucleotide messenger RNA. RefSeq lists its product as uncharacterized. Bases 92 to 1195 code for a protein of 367 amino acids. Lineage: Eukaryota; Fungi; Ascomycota; Eurotiomycetes; Eurotiales; Aspergillaceae. The record is from RefSeq and is a predicted model, not a curated record. The transcript has a single exon.
CUGUCAUCUUCCUUUCCUUCCUCGGGGGUCGAAUCUCAUCUCAUGUACACAGCCGAACAAGAAGGAGGAGGAGGAAAUCACUGGAGGAAAUAUGGAACAGGCAAUCACCGUCUUUCACAAGGAUGAGAACCUCGAGCAAAAGGAGGUCGUCAUACCCAAAAAGCCUAAAAGGGGCCCGCUUAGUAUUCCGGAGCAAUUGACCCUGAUCGAAAUUUGCAGAAAACAUGCGAAAUACACUGCAAUCACCAGUUAUACGAAAAAUUUCUGGGUCCAUAUUGAGAUCGAACUUGAGAGGGAAAUCGGUCGCCGCUAUUCGCACUAUUCAUGCCGUCGUCGAAUAACCGACUUCAUCUCGCUACGAAGGUCGUAUCGGCAAAUGGUUGAACUGGGGCUCAAUCCUCAUUAUCAUGAUAUGCCGGAGCAAGUAUGCUCGCUCCUAGAUGAUUGGAUGAAUGAAAACGAUUUAGAAGAGUUAGACAAGCAGAUUAAGAAGCAGAAGGCAAUUGCCCAGCUGAAAAUAGACACCCAUGUUUCGCAAUCCGCCAAGAUUCAACGAGUUCUCGACUGGAUCAAGAAUGUCCCGGACCCAGAACCUCAGAGUGCACCCUCCAGGCCUCCGUCGCCCCCCGGUCUAGCGCUUCAGUUGCUGGCUUCUCAGAAUGUCGGAUCGUCUCGACAUCAUGCCUCUGAACUCUCAACCCACGACAUUGUGAAACCCGCAUACAGACCCGCCACGUCCAUGGGUCGGGAUAAACUGCCUAUUAAGCAAGAACCGUCAUCGCCAGCUCACAAGCAAGAACCUCUGCUACCUCCGAGCCAGCCCAAACCACCCUCAACACCUCAAGAUCCUUACAACUCUAUGAUCGGCAAGAAAAGACCUCGGGAGGACCAUGAAUUCGUACCUGAUCGGUCCGCCCAACGCCUCCGGACAUCGCAAAUCGGUCUAGCCUUAAAUAAGCCUUCUCCGUUGAAAGAACAACUGCCUGGAGUCGUUCCGGAAAACACGCAAUCCACAACGGACACCAUCUUCAACAAAUUCUGGGAAAUUAUGCUACCAUAUUUUACCGAACGAGCGAUAAAGGAGGGUCCAAGCAUCGCCAAAUCCGAGUCUAUCAUGCAUGACCUCUUUAAAGAAGUCGGGUCUGCCCUCACACGUGCAUUUGUGAAACUCGAGCAGGGCGGACGACGACCUUGACCUCUUCAGCCUCGGUUUCCUAUCUUUCAUAUUUAUUUAUGCCCCCUUGUAUCUCUUAUUUCACUUGACGUCUUUUCCUCUUUCAGCUGUUUGUCAUCCAUGCGUGUUGCUUUUUUUUUUUUUUUUUUUUUUUUUUUUUU